Messenger RNA from Corythoichthys intestinalis (scribbled pipefish), 4310 nucleotides. Its product is annotated as TLE family member 5-like. The transcript has 7 exons. Lineage: Eukaryota; Metazoa; Chordata; Actinopteri; Syngnathiformes; Syngnathidae. Bases 365 to 1006 code for a protein of 213 amino acids. The record is from RefSeq and is a predicted model, not a curated record. Gene Ontology annotation, molecular function: transcription corepressor activity; protein binding. Gene Ontology annotation, cellular component: transcription regulator complex; nucleus. Gene Ontology annotation, biological process: regulation of DNA-templated transcription; negative regulation of canonical Wnt signaling pathway.
GAAGAAGAGAGGAGGCUGGAGAGUCGCGGGCUCAUGUGUCAACAUCCAGUCAGGUUUUCCAGAGGGAGGCGUAGGGUUGUUACAAAAAAAUAUUCCCUCGUAAAGCCUUGAAAAAAAUUCUUCCGUUUUCCCGCAUUGACACAAAAACGAACAAAUAUUGUCGCCGGAGAGUGCGAGCGAAUUUAACGUGAAGCGAGCGUUCUUCAACAAUGACGGGGUACAAAGUGCGAAUAGCGAGCAUUUAAAAUCCCAUAUCCGGGAAAGGCGUUCGUUUUAGCCGGAUAGCCAGCUCGCUCGGUGCUCGACAGGACGGAGACUCCUCGGCGAGGCGAGCGACGCUGCAGCGUGCUUCUUUGCAGCUGACAUGAUGUUUCCUCAAUCGAGACACUCGCAGGCAUCUGCUCAGUCCGGACAAGCUCUUAAGUUCACCACCUCCGACUCAUGUGACCGCAUCAAAGAUGAAUUCCAGUUCCUUCAAGCACAAUACCACAGUCUCAAGUUGGAAUGCGACAAGCUGGCAUCAGAAAAGUCAGAGAUGCAGCGCCACUAUAUCAUGUAUUAUGAAAUGUCAUACGGCCUGAAUAUCGAAAUGCACAAACAGGCUGAAAUAGUCAAGAGACUAAAUGGCAUCUGCGCUCAAGUGCUACCUUACCUGUCGCAGGAGCACCAGCAGCAAGUCAUGGGUGCCAUCGAGAGAGCCAAGCAGGUCACACCCCCAGAGAUGAACUCCAUCAUACGGCAACAGCUCCAGGUGCAGCACCUGUCCCAGCUGCAGGGCCUGGCCCUCCCGGUGGCGCCCCUUCCGCUGGGCUUGACACCACCCAGCCUGCCGGCUGCCUCAUCUGGUUCGGGCCUGCUGUCCCUGUCCUCCAUCCUGGCCAACUAUUCGCACGGCCAGGCCGCCCAAGCUGCAAAGGACGACAAGGCUCGCGGCGACGCUGCCCCUGCCCAAGGCCAAGCUGACAGGCCACCGCCCAGGCCCGAAGAUGGCGAUAAGUCUGACUAGAAGAGUGCAGGUAAAAUGGAGGCCGUGGGAGAGAAGAGAAAUGCUCCUAUGUGUGAAAAUCAAGACUUUUUUUUGUUUUGUUUGUUCGUCUGUAUGCUCGAUGCAGCUCUCUCUGUUGGCUCACUCUUUAUCACGCCUACUUACAGAGGCGCAGCGAGGUGGUGGGGGCUUUUGACUGAAUAAAGAAUGAGUGACAUAUUUUUAUCCGGAUGCAUCAGUGCAACCCUUAAACAAAAGUACUCAUUCGGCAUCUGAAUUUCUCUAAACUACACACAAAUAAAUUCUCAAAUUUGAAUUUUAUUUUUCCUCAUAACUAGGCAGACAGUAAUUCGCUAUAUAAAAACAAGAGUAAAAUAAAAUCAAUGGCAGUAAAUACCAUUUAUAACUUGGGAAUGAAUUUUUACUUAUGGCAUCACGCACGCACACACACACACACACACACACACACACACACUCCAGGGAGGAUCUCAUUCACAUUAUUAUGAACGGCUCGGCUGUUAAUAUGGAUCCCAAAGCAGACUCUGAGGCCAACAAAGCUAUUUGCAAGCUUUGAUAACAGAUAAUGAAAAUAAUUUAACAAAAAGAGCACACCAAAAAUGUGAGGAUAGUAAACAACAAAAGGUGCCUGCAAAAGUUAGUGGUAAGUGUGCAAAAAGAGUGCAGUCAGUGCUACAUAGUGCCAUUGUCACUUACACCUGACCGCCACCAAGGUGGCUGCAGUCCCCUCAGCACCCCACUUCCUGCGCCUUUGCCUACUUGAGGAAAUAUUUCAUGUAUUUUUAUAAAAUGAACUCAUUGGCUGCCAUUGACUAUGGAGGACCAGAAUGCCAAAAUUUAAAGGGAACCUCGGAUUUGGACUUGUAGGCUCUAAAAAGCCAGAAUUGCUCUCUUUUACUAAAAUGUUAUUAAAAACACAUAAGAUAUUGCCAUUGAUUUAAAAAUCUAUAAUAUUUACUACAUGUUUUGACCUGCGGAUGGCGCCAUGUUUUAAGCACGCAAUGGACGCUCGGGCUGAUGAUGUAGAUUGUCACUGUCACUCAACGAAUAAUGCUGAGUUACUGCAAUUCCUUCUACACGCGAGACGUCCAACACAUGCGCUCAUCGCAGCAAGUACUUACUAUUUGUUUUUAUAGAGUCUUUUAUUACCUUUUCAUCGCCUCAAAAUACUUUUUGCAUAUGUUUCCCCCUCUCAUACUUGUAAGCAUUGUGUUUUCUUGUGGUAGCUUUGAAGCAGAGUGUUGAUCUGUUGACCACAUUAGUCAGGUAGCGUAUUUAAACCACCCUUAUUUGAUAUUACUACGUUGAACUAUUUUCUUAUGGCAUCUUUAGUACGUUAUGUUCUUUCUGUAUGCAUCUAAACAAGCUGAAAGCUCACGGUAGUAUUUUGGGUGUCAAAUUUGCCUCAUUUGUCGCACAUUUUGGCAGAAGUUUUUUUUUUCCUUAUCCUGUCUUUCUAGUUCCUUUUUUCUUUUGCUGUUUUGUGAAAUAUCGACAGUGCUGUAAUGCUCAUUAAUGUUUCUCUCGAGUUCAAAUUGAAAGGGUUGAACAGAUGACAUGGUUAUGUUGCUAAAGUCAGCGUAACUAUGUGCUGUCACCACCCUGCGACGUCAACAACCAUGCCGGCCUACUAGUUAAAUUAAUAUUACAAAUUGUAUAAAAACGAAAACAUCAACAGGGGUUUCAAUAACAAAUUAUUUUAACUUAUAUUUAACGCUUAUCUUUCAAGAACUACAAGUCUAUCUGUGGAUUCCUUUAAUACUUGAAUAAAUAAUUGUCAUACUAUAUAUCCUUUUAGUGUUCGUUUAUUUCAAUUUAUGCAAUUUGUAUUUUUUGUUUAUAAGGAAAUUGAAAAAAUUUCAAAUGCUCGAUGGAACAGAAAUGCCAAAAUAACACACACAUACACUACCGUUAAAAAGUUUGGGAUCGCUUUGACCCCAAACUUUUGAACCGUAUUGUACAUAAUUAAAAAUCCCAUAUGAUACGCUACGGUUCAAAAGUUUGGGGUCGCUUUGACCCCAAACUUUUGAACGGUAGUGUACAUAAACAUAUCUUGAAAUUAGUUUUGAAAUAACAUUUAAUUGUUUAGUCUUGUAUUUGAUUUUGGCACUCAUGGUCCUCCAUAAAUUGACUGCGAUACUGCAAGCCCUCCUAAUUCAAGGGUUUAAGUCAACGGUUCUAUUGCUAUCAAUAGCAGUUAACAAGUUGAGGGGAAAAAAACAUGGCAAAUUUCUCCUUGUCACUUUGUCUUGUCAUAUUCCAAAUUUGAAGCAAAACGAUGACAUUGGUGUCAAUUAUUUUUCAUCAAACAGGUUUGUUGUCUUAAACCAUCCUGGAAGUGAAGUGAAGCGAAUGCGUUUCCACUUCGGCCAACAGGGUGGUGGACUCAUUGGCUUUUGGGUUGACGUGACAUGGAUUCCAGAGCUUUGACGAUUAAACAAACAAAAUAACAAAAAAAAAACUACUUUUGGAAAGCUGAAACUUUUUCUGUAUUUUAAUUUUAUUUUUAUGAUUUUAAUUUUCCUGUAUUUUGAAUUCUCUAUUUUUUCAUAUUUUAUUCUGUAUUCUUAUUUGUAUUUUUAUUAUUCAGUCUAAGCACUUACGUGUCGUCUGUGUGCUCUAUUGCUUCUAAUGAUAGUAAUAAUCUUUGUUCUCCCAGGCAAGUUGUGUGAGCGUGUGCGUGCGCGCUCGAGGCUGAUUUUUUUCACGAUUCACACAGAUGGGAGGGAAUUUCAUUAAAGAUCGCUUAAUUCGGCAAGAACUAUGUCACAGGAUAUUCAUCUCAAAAUCAAUUUUGUAGUUUCCACCCCAUUGUAAUUGCAUGUUUAGCUCAUUAAAAAGCAACACCAAGGCAAGCCAAUCACAAAUGUCAUUUCAAGAAAAUGGGGAACGGAUGGAGAUGAAAUUCUAUACGAUUUCGAAAGCGGGACUCAAAAUCCACAUGCAUCAGCCUCUAGCGCGCUCUGUGAAGGGCCAAUUUGUAUACAUAUGAAUAUAUCAAUAUACAUAUUUUUUAAAGCAUUUUUGUACGUUCCAAAGCUGCUUUUUAAUGUGUGUAUCAUGUAAGGAGCACAUUUGUGUGUGACAUUAUUUUCUUUCAAGUUCUGCAAGUCAUUUCUCACUUUGUAAAUGUUUGAUCCUCUUUUGAGCAGAGAUAAUGGGGGGAAAAAAUGAACAAACCAUGUGUGUAAUUGAAUGUUAAACAAAAAAAAAAGUAAAAGCAAGAGUACCACGCUAACAACGGCAAGGAGGAAUGCAUGGCACUUUUAGCAGUAAGGGAGUUUUUUUUGGUGCCUUACAAAUAAAA